This is a messenger RNA of Schistocerca gregaria, 2461 nucleotides long. RefSeq lists its product as uncharacterized. Bases 299 to 1927 code for a protein of 542 amino acids. The transcript is spliced from 2 exons. The record is from RefSeq and is a predicted model, not a curated record. Gene Ontology annotation, molecular function: protein binding. Lineage: Eukaryota; Metazoa; Arthropoda; Insecta; Orthoptera; Acrididae.
CAGGCGCGUAGUCGAACACAGCUUCCCUGGUAGGGGGACUAGCAGAAGCUAUUGUGUGAAAAGAAGAGCUGAAUGUGAUUGUUGUACAAAUACGAAUGGCUUGGAAAAUCAAGAAACAGUCCUACGCAGGUCAGAAGGUGCCAAAACUAGAAAGGGGAAAAUACUCGCUAUUUACCCAUGGAACACUGUCUCUGUAUCAGGAAGAGCCAAAUUACGCUGGUAUAGCGACAGCUCGCAUGCCUUGUCGGAUGGCCCGCGUUCCGUCCCCAUCAAAACGGAAAAGGGUAGGGAAACUGAAAUGGAUGCACUUGAAUAUUUGAACUACAAUUGGAGAUGUGCCGAGAUAGCAGAGGAGCUAGAAGCUAUGUUACACGAACCAGUUGAGAAGGAACAGGUUGAAGCUACAAUUAAAAAAAUUUUAUCAGAGACGAAUUUGAGACCAUCCAGCGAGUUUCGUUUCCAGCUUGUUGAGCUUUGCGUGCGCAUCGGCAGUGGAGAGCUAGGUAUUCAAAUACUCGACUGGUUUUACGAGAACAGGGUGGGGUUGGACACGGCAUCUAUCGAUCGGAUUUUAUCACUUGUGCGCUUUUUUCCAGCAGUGUCCCAGUUUUAUCCAGAGCUAUGCAAAAAGGCGAAAGAAAUGCAGGCCAAAAAUUUCGAAGACAAAAAGGCUGAGGUAAAGAACAAAAAGAACACAAAAAAUUACUGGGUACAAUUUUUUACUUCCCCAAGCAAGAUUGGCAAGAAUUGUUUCAUAGAAAUUGGCGAUCGAUUCCAAAUAAACAAAGAGAGCCGGUUUGUCGCGGAAAGUCCAAUUGUGGAAUCACGUGCUGUAGAAAGGGCAGUACGCCUGAGAAAUGAAGUAUCAAGUAAGUCAAAUGAAGAGAUAUUGGAGACAAAAAUCGAGGACUCAGUUUUGUUUGAAGUAAUCAUAGACGAGUUGUGCAAUCGCCGAUUGUACAGCAGUGCUAUUCAAACACUAGAAAAGGUUGACAAAAAGAUUCUUUCUAUAAACAGUCUCCGUGCGCUUGUACCAAUAGGCAAAUAUCACCUAGAGAAAGGGGACAUAUUGGGGAUUAUGAACUUGAUCCAAAAAAUGGCCGAACUCGAACUUAGUCCAACAAUUGAAUUUUUCAACAUUUUGAUCGAGUUCCACGUUCAAACGAAAAAUUGGUUGGAGGCAUUGAACGUCUUUAUCAGACUUCCUAGCUACCGUCUCUCUCCAAAUAUCGAUACAAUUAACAUCAUGCUCUUGAUGUGUUACGAGAACAGAGACUUAUUUACGGCAAGGGCUCUUCUUUCAGAAAUGAACACACGUUGGGAAAUCGAGCCGAACGAUGAGACUUGGCGGUACAUACUUUACACCUGCCAAUUUUUCGACGACGAGACGAACGCCAAAUAUUGCUUUAGCAAUAUUGAAGUGCACAAUACGAAGGACUACAUAGUGCUAAUGAAACUUCACAGCAAGAGAAAUAACUGUAAAGAGAUGUUAGAUAUAUUCGAGAAAAUGGAAAAAUCAAAGAUACCUCAAAACAAUAAGUCGUUUGCCAGCAUUGUUCGCUAUUUUUGCCAAUGCGGUCAGCACCAUGCGCUUCUAAAAAUACUGGAACACUUCAAAAACGUUCACAACCUUUUUUUGAACCAAGUAACGUUUUUGGCCAUCGUGGCAGAUUCUUUGAAUCAAGGCAAACUUGACGUGGCAUUUAAACUGGAGGACUUCAGGAGUGAACAUUUAAAAAAUAUGCUCAAUGAAUUUUACGUUUACACAUUUUGCAAAUGUCUAGCCUCAGAUGCCAGAUUUACAGACGCGUCCCGACGAAUACGUUCUAGCUCAGAAAACAAGCUAUUAACGUCUGCUGAAUCCGAAAAGUGGAAGGAAUGCAUCGAUGCUUGGAAAGAGAGACUUAGCGUCACGCUAGAUGAGUAACUGGCUCACCAGCUCACAAAAAACAACUCUCAAGUCGAAUCGAGGAGACAUGAUAUCAAGGAAGAAAUCAAGCUCCACGCGAAAACCAUCGUGUUUAUCACGUGUUCACCAAGGGUUUUGUGUCUGCGGACAACGCAGAAAACACGUUAUAAGGUGGUAGGACAAUCCAAUUCUCACAUAUCUCACUUAAAGGAGUUGGGCUGUACCGCGGCUGGUCUAUGCUUAUUGUCCAGAAGAAUUUUUUUGUUCGGUCCAAAGCGAUUAAACAAAAUCACCUGUCACGCACGAAACCCCCUAACCCGUUGAAACGGAUCUCUGAAUAACGGAGAGGCAUAUACGCUUUUCUGGGUCAUCUGUCAACCGAAUGCACCCAUUCAAGAUGAGCGGUUUAAAACAGACGUAUUGUAUCAUGAAAUCAGCUAAAUGGGUUGUUGGGGAUAUUGUCAAGCACAGAAACUGACUUAGAAUUUCAUCCGUCCUCUUCGUCCUCAAAUCGUCGGGCUCUUUAAAAUUUUGAGAAUAAAAAAGUCGUGG